CAGCUCUCGUCGCAAUGCAAAGUGGGUCCAGUAUGGUGGGCGCGUGAUUUUGAAGAACGAGAUUCGCUUUUGGAUUAAUUUUCUCUAACAAUUUGCAAUCUGCGGGACAUAUUACCAUCUCCAGAAUCUUCAUUGCAGUCCCAAUCAUGUCAGAGCAAAUAUCAUCAAGUGAUUUGGAUUCCCUCGUCACCUUUCAAACGGAACUUGCAAAAUUAGAACCUGACGAUGACGAAGUUUAUGAAGAGACGGAGGAAGAAAUGAUGGUUGGAGAAACACAGGUGUUGGAGGAGGAUGUAAAUGAUGCCUUACUUCAAGGAGUUGUCAUAAAUGAUGGCGAAAAUGAAAUGAUCACAAGCGAGGUUGCUGAGAGCCUGGAGCAAGGAACUUAUCUAUUCCUCCAGCAGCCUAGUGACUCAGGAAGUGGGCAAUUUUUUACUCAAGCCAGAACCUCUGACGGAAAUUUAAUUCAGCUUCGUCAAAUUCCCUCCACGUCUACAAAACUUCCAACCAUUAGACCUGCACCCGCCUCUCCAAAAAAACAGAACGUAACCAAGCUUGUUAUAAGUGGCGGCAACACAAAAUCACCCAUCAUGAUACCCAGUUCUCCAGGAACACCGCAGCAAAUCAAGCUGAUUGGAACUACAUCUUCUCCUGGUCCCAGCGUCCAGAGAAUUUCUCUCUCACAAGCCCAGCAAAUGGGUUUGCUUGGAUCAAGCAAGCAACUAAUUUCACCAUCAAAUCUGCAAAAUCUGAAUCUGAACAAGCUGGCCAAGACUACGUCGUCAUCAUCCCCAAGAAUCACUAUGAUAACCCAAGGCCAGAAGACUCCUACGAAAAUUCUACCAGCACCAUCUCUCAAGCCAAUUAUUUCGGCCCAACCGACCAUUAGGCAACUGUCAGGCACAACUCAAAAAGUCAUCAUUAGACAAGCUGGAGGCUCGAGGACGCUGAACUCGUCGCCUGGUUCGGGUGGCAUUGGUGGACAAAUUAUUAGAAUUCCUGCAACUCAGAAUAUCAUAAGUUCGUCAGGAGACGGAAUUCAGUUGCCAGGAAAUAGACAAUUUGUUCGCAUUGUCGCCUCACCCAACACACCGGCCACGACAAAAACGCCUGCAAGUCCAAUGAAGCAACAAGUUAUUUCUCCAGCGCCCUUGAAAGUUGUGCCAAUUGCUCCUGCUCAAACUAUUCAACUUGCAACAAAGCCGCAAAAGAUUAUGAUUCCUGCUACAACCUCGGGGAGAGUCAGUCAGGUUUCUACUGCGGCAGUUACACAGCUUGGAGGCACACUGGUGCCCACUGCCGGCGGAAACUUCAUGGUAUUGCCGACACAAAUUUACGAGCAGCUGCAAGGUGCAACCCCAAUCGCAACAGAGCUGAAACUGAAGCAGCCAGAGCAAAGGCUGAGCCCUAAGUCCCUUCUUGACGCCCGAACCGAAAGUCACGCUAAACUUGCCCUAGAGGCCAACCUAAAACGAAAACCCUGCAAUUGUACAAAAUCUCAGUGCUUGAAACUGUACUGUGACUGCUUUGCAAAUGGAGAAUUCUGCUUCAAUUGCAACUGCAACACUUGCUUCAAUAAUCUGGAGCAUGAGGAAGAUCGACAAAGGGCCAUCAGAGCCUGCCUGGAGAGAAAUCCAACAGCAUUCAAACCCAAAAUUGGAAAAGCACAAGUUGGAGACGAAAGGAGGCACAACAAGGGAUGCAACUGCAAGCGGUCGGGGUGCUUGAAGAACUAUUGUGAAUGUUUUGAGGCUAAGAUCCCCUGCACACACAUGUGCAAAUGUGUUGGAUGUCGCAAUCUGGAGGACAGCGAGGAACGCAAAAUGGAUCGCGAAAAUGUGGUGCUCGCUGCUGGCUUGAGGGCAAGACAGCAGCACUUGUAUGCAGCCAGCAGAGCCAGACUUACCAUGACAAAGAGGGGAAAGCCAGUGUUGGCCAGCCAGGGUCUCACAAGGCAACCAUUUGGCUUCAUGAAUCAACGGCUGGUGGAUGCCACAUGCCAUUGUCUGCUGGCCCAGGCCCAAGAAGGAGAAUCCAUGGAAAUGGACGAGGUCCAAAUUGAGCAGAAAAUAUUGCAAGAGUUUGGUGAGUGCCUCAAACAGUUCAUCGAGUGCUCGGCCAGUGUUGAUCAUAACUUGUAAUUGCAUUCGAACUGCCUUUAAAUUCAUGUUGAAGUUAUUAACAGUAAAAUUAGAUCCUGUGUCAUAAUUGUAUUAAAAUUUGUAAAAUAUUUUUCAACAUCACGUGGAGACUUUGUAAAUCAUCAUGUAAAAUUAUGUUGCAGUGGAUUUUUUUGACUGCAUAAAAAAUUUAAGUUAAUCAAAUCAUGAAUGUGUUACUCUUAAAAAAGGUUCAUUUGCAGUCUUGAAUUCCUUUAAUUUAAAAUUUUGCGUAACAGAAUUUUAUUGUGUCUAUAGUUUUUAUAGUUUGCGACAAAUAUAACAGAGUUUAAAUAAAAUUCAUACCAAAAGGAUGAUGGUCUUGA
Messenger RNA from Neocloeon triangulifer, 2485 nucleotides. RefSeq names its product protein lin-54 homolog. The record is from RefSeq and is a predicted model, not a curated record. Gene Ontology annotation, biological process: regulation of DNA-templated transcription. The transcript has 10 exons. Gene Ontology annotation, cellular component: nucleus. Bases 147 to 2141 code for a protein of 664 amino acids. NCBI's taxonomy places the organism in Eukaryota, Metazoa, Arthropoda, Insecta, Ephemeroptera, Baetidae.